Lichtheimia ornata is the source of this 1950-nucleotide messenger RNA. RefSeq lists its product as uncharacterized. Gene Ontology annotation, molecular function: histone H4K20 methyltransferase activity; protein binding. The transcript is spliced from 7 exons. Gene Ontology annotation, cellular component: nucleus. The record is from RefSeq and is a predicted model, not a curated record. The coding region runs from base 1 to 1950 and encodes 649 amino acids. Lineage: Eukaryota; Fungi; Mucoromycota; Mucoromycetes; Mucorales; Lichtheimiaceae.
AUGGAUUUUGCAGAUCUAUCCAAUUACGAUGACCUCUUGACCGACAUCUUCUUGGAUGGCUUGUUCCUGUGGUUCAAGACAACCAAGGUAAAUGCCGUACGACGACGACGGCCUCGGAUUCCCUCCAACAAAGUCCUGGAUAUCAUUCAACGCAACAUUCUCAUGGAAAAAAGCCCUAGCGAUGCGAUUGCUGAAUUCCUUCAAAUGGACUACUUUAAGCAUUACAUUGCGUCAAAGUCUGUCAAGCAGCAGCAAGAAUUUGUGCAACACAUGAAGCGCUAUCUUUAUAUGUAUAUGCCAAGUGCAGGCUAUGAGCUGAGUGAUACACGUCGAUACUACAAGCAUCAAGAUCGGAGAGUGCCGCAACCAUGCUUGGUGGCGACCAAGGAUUGGCAUGUGGGGCAGGAGCUAAGGUUUUGCACAGGGACCCUUACAAGCCUCAAGCCCAAAGAGAGCGCUCAAAUGUGCAAAAACAGGCGAGAUGUUGGUGUCGUAUGGUCACCGCGGAAAGGUUGCAGCUGUGUUUUUCUUGGUCCUGCAAGAUUUAUCAAUCACGAUUGUGAUGCAAACUGCAAGUUCAUAUCUACAGGCCAAAAUUCAGUGGCAUUUAGGGUCGUCAAGGAAAUCAAAUGUGGAGAUGAGUUGACUGCAUACUAUGGGAAUCAUUAUUAUGGCGAAAACAAUUAUGAUUGUCGAUGUGCGACAUGUGAAAGGCAAGGUGAAGGUUAUUUCUCUAUAAACCACGAGACUACCGAUAAUGGAUCAAUGGGUGAAAAAGAAGAUGGCAAAAUGAAAGUUAGCCGGAAGCGGAAGUCCGCUCUUCACCAAGAAGAUUAUCUUGCGGAUGCCUUACUCUUUGAUCAGGAGCAGCAUGAGCCUGUUAUUAAGAACAAACGCCGUAAAUCGAGUGUCAUGAGCAUUGACUUUUUGUGUGGCAAUCAAGGACAAGAACCAAAGAGCGGAGAAAGGAUACCCACAAGUCCUUUGGAUUUGCUGUGUGAUGCAGUGAUGGAUGCAGAGUACAUUAACGUGGAGAACAAGGAGCAGCAGCAACAGGAACCCAAAGCCUUAACGGUGUUGGUGGAUCAAAAGAACGUUAAUUCGGUCUCUAUUUCAAUGUAUUACCCAGGUCCCUCGCCUGUGAGUGACGACGAGAUCAAAGCUGAUUCGGCUGUGAGCGUUUCGCCAACACCACAUGAAUGGAAAGAAGAUCUAUCAUCAUCAUCAGAUGAAGGUGUGGAAGAAGAGGAGACCCCGUUGGACGAUAUUUUGGAUGAUGUAUCAGAUUUGUCAUCAGUGGCAUCCUCUGAAUUGGAUGAAUGGAGUGACCUUGAUGGAAAUAUCAGCAGCAGCAGCAACAGCGGUAAACAACUACAACGUAAAGCAAGCAAUAGUAAGAAAGAGGAAAAUGCCAAAGAUGGUCCUUUGCAAUGUAUCGCUUGUCAACGAGAACUUCGACGAGAAGAAAUUUCAGAGCAAUUGGGAUGCGAUACAUCCAUCACAGCGGACCUUGUUACAUGGACGUGGACACCAAGUGCAUUGUUUACGGAUUGGAGGCCCAAGCGUUGUCCACGUUGUGAGCGGCAUUAUGCUAUUUUCAACCAAGAAUGGCCCAAUCGACGACAGCGGAAAAGUAUCAUUGAUAGCACGCGAGACACAAGCUCCAAAAAAUCUAUACCCAGUGUCAAACACAAAUCAUCCACAACCACCAGCACCCGCAAGUUGUCAUCGUCUUCACCUUCAUUGUCCAACAAAAAGCUCAACAAGAAAAAAGCAACGCCCACAUCAUCACAGCCUUCCUCGUCAUCAUCACCUACGCGAUCACAACAUGACCCCCCAGUAACAACGUUGCAAGAUCAAGACGCCAUAGAUGAGCUUUUCUUGUAUGAAUCCCCACUCACCCCAUUAUCCGAAUUUGGUGGUGAUGAGGAAGAGCUGCUUGCACUGUAA